Messenger RNA from Alternaria arbusti, 2688 nucleotides. RefSeq lists its product as uncharacterized. The transcript has 2 exons. NCBI's taxonomy places the organism in Eukaryota, Fungi, Ascomycota, Dothideomycetes, Pleosporales, Pleosporaceae. The record is from RefSeq and is a predicted model, not a curated record. The coding region runs from base 1 to 2688 and encodes 895 amino acids.
AUGCCACCCACCGUGACUACUUCGACCAGCAGCGGCACGCCAACAGCAAUACCAAUCAUCGCCACGCCUACUCCUUCAGACGGCUUCAAUGGCGAAGAGUUCAUCAACAACCUCGGCAGCGAUUUGGCGCCUCUCUUAACGCUGUUCGGAGAGCAAGUUACGAAACAAUUCCUCAGCAUGUCGCUUGGCUGGGCCGAUCAUAUACUUCUCGCUGUUGGUCCGCUGGGAAUAAUCACUACCGUGGUUUCGGCAAUUCGCGUCUCAAAUGUUAGAGUCUUGAAGGCUGUCAUUGGUCGUGCGCGAGAGAAAAUCGCGACAGCAGAACUGGAGCUACUCUCAUCGACAUCAUACGCAACGUCGGAACUCUGGACUGAUGAAGGGGUCGUGCGUCAAGCGGGCCAUGCUAAGAUCCUCGAGAUAAUUGUGUAUGAACUAAAGUCUACGCAAAAAGUCUCAAGCCAGGAAGAAAUCGAACUUAAAGCUCCUAGUCAGGUUCGCAUCGGCAACCUCGGUGAAGCCAACAGGGCAGGAGUUCUCAAACUUGUGGAUGAAGGCCGUUCAAAGACGUUCACAGACGUGUUUGGCAGACUGAACUUCAGAUCGAGGAAGCAGUCCCAAGUUCUCACUCCGUCCGGAGAUUCAGAGUUGCAGGCCGAAAUUCAGGCCAGACAUAUUGCCUGGAAGCUGGCCAGACAGCCACCGAACCUUGCACUCAAUGUGCACAAGGCCCUUCCAACUAGCUCCGAACUAUGUACAUUUGCGAUCGUUGGAGCUGCUCUGCAACUUGUUGCUGUAGCGAUACCUACCGCGAUGACAUAUUACUGGAGAAAGCCAAAGGGCAUGAACUCUGUCCAAGACUACGCAUGCCCAACCUUCCUUAUAGGAACAUGCCUACUCGUCUUGGGUAUAGCACUGUGCUCGUACAUCAUCGAAGCAACGACUGUUGAGCAGAGUUUCAUUCCGACAAAUGGUUGCGAUGUGAAGAAUAUCUUCUGGUUGCAACUGCGACAGAACAUGGGCGAUCAGCCCUUCAAUGCGUACGUCAUCAUGAGCCAUGCUGGGGAUAAGAAAAUUCGCACUUCAAGAUAUGAUGCAGAAGAGACAGAUCCCGUUUUACCGCAAAUAAGACGUCAAAAUCAGGAACGAAGACUCAUCAUUGCGGUUACCCUCUGCUUCACUGGUUUCAUUUGCCAAUUUGUCGGAUUACGAGCGCUUCACUGGUCAGCAACAGUCAUACAGCUUAGCAUCACGCUACUGAUGACUUGCAUUCGGGCUUGGAUUCGCAGAGGGAUCUCGAAUCGUCCGAUACAUUUCCAGCUGGAUCCGGACUUCAAUUUCAUCGCUCUUUCAGUCGGAGAUGCUUGCAACAAUUCAUGGCCCGCCGAGGGUGGGCUCUGGCCGCAGACACAUGAUGUGAUUUUCCAUCCGUGGAACUCGCCAGACGGUGCAAACAGUACGCCCAGCGCCGGUCUGAUCGAUAUCGACGAUCCCAGGAUCGUGCUGCGAGAAAUGCUGCAAUCGCUGUCGACUGAAUUCGGUGGUGGUCUCGAUCUCCUCUCAGAGAGUCUCCGUCGCGCCAUAAGAGAGGUGUACCACAAUGUCGACUCGCAACUUCGACACUCAAAAAUCGUGUGGGAGCACGUAGUUGAGAGUAUGAGUCCCAACGACAAUGAACCACACUGCCAGCGCUUGAAGCUCGAAACACAUGGUCAGUCGCUCGAUAAGCAAGUGUUGCGUGCUUUACUAGCAUUGUGGAGGUAUAGUGCACCAGUUCAUACAACCGACAUAUGCGUUGCAAGGGUUUUCUCUGAGAAGGACUGGAAAGAGAAAGUAGAGUUCCUCGAAUCCCACAUGCGAGUAAAAAUAUCGGGUCUAUUCCUCUCGGUCAAGGGGGGGGUAGCACCGCAAUCAGAGGGCAUUGCUCAUCGUCGGUAUUCAGUUGAGGACAUUCGGGCAUAUCAUAGAUACAAAUGUACUGGGCUGAGUCUCGAAAACAUGCAAGACCUCGGUACGUCUCAUGGGGCCGGUCAGAAUCGUUCAUGUGGUUACCUUGCCAUUCCGGUAGGCAGGCCGGAAGCUCACUUCGCUUUUGAGUUGCUUUCUGGCUUCUUGGAUGCGCUCUGGCAGACGAUGAAGCUGAAAUACAAUGCAGAAGCCGAGAAAUGGUCUGUGGAGUCUGACGGGCAUGAUAAAGAGGUUGAUGUAGAUGAGAUCGCGCGCUUGAUUCUGCGUACUGGGCUGGUGAAUUACAGGAAAGAUGCCCAGAUUUUGGUCUAUUCCUCGCUUGCCCGAUGCACAGUAUGGAAAGACCCACCAGAAACCGAUGAGUCUACCUCCACCGCCCAUCAGCAUCCCGAUCCGCCCCGAUCCGCGGGCUUCACUACUCAAGACGAGAGCCCACGAAGAAGUCAAUCGAGACCCAGUACCGCUGGAACAGCGCAAGCAGAUGAGAAUUUGCAAGACGACGCUGCAACCCCAAGCAAUCCCGAACACCGAACCACUUCCUCACCAGUCAUACCGAUAUCCAACGUAUUCGAACCCACACAAGCAGAAGAGAGCUCUAAAGCUAGCUCUGUGACAUCCAGAGUGUCUGCUCAUCAGCCAGUUCCUACGCCAAGCACACCAUCACCUCGUGUUUCAGAAAACAUGCUAUCACUGGGUGACAAGGGCAAACACGCGGCAACUUAG